AGGAAGCCGGGCGAGGUCCAGCGCGCAGGAAAGCCCCGCGCAGCGCAGCGCGUGGAGCCUGAGCGCACAGGCACCUUUUCAUCCCCAAUGGGGUGGCUUUGCCCCAAGUUCCUGUCCUCUGUGAGCUGUCUGAUUUUGCUGUGGGUGGCUGGCUCUGGGAGCAUUAAGCUCCUGGGUGAGCCCACCUGCUUCUCUGACUACAUCCGCAAUUCCACUUGUGAGUGGCCACUGGAUGGCGCUGUCGACUGCAGAUCUCAGCUCCACCUGUUGUACUGGCUGGACUUCGAGUUCUCUGAAAACCACACAUGCAUCCCAGAGAACAGCGCCAGCACCAUGUGUGUGUGCCACAUGUCCACAGAUGAACCAGUCCAGACAGACACCUACAAGCUGCUCCUAAAGACUAAGGGGCAAUUGCUGUGGUAUGGCUCCUUCAGGCCCAGUAGCAAUGUGAAGCCCCUGGCUCCAGACAACCUCACAGUCCACACCAAUGUCUCCAAUGCAUGGCUGCUGACAUGGAGCAACCCGUACCCAUCGAAGAACACCUUGUACAAGGAACUCAUCUACAUGGUCAACAUCUCCAGAGUGGACAACCCUGAGGAAUUCAUAAUCCACAAUGUGACCUACAUGGAACCGCGGCUGCUCCUCCCAACCAUGACCCUGAAGUCGGGGGUGCACUACAGGGCACGGGUGCGGGUCUUGGCCCAGAGCUUCAGUAGCACGUGGAGUGAGUGGAGUCCUAGCAUCAUGAUGUACAACCACUUCCCCCUGCCCCUGGAGCAGCGCCUCCCACUGGGGGUCGGCAUCUCCUGCGCCUGCAUCCUGCUCUGCUGCCUUUUGUGCUACGUCAGCAUCAUCAAGAUUAAGAAAGCGUGGUGGGACCAAAUUCCCACCCCAGCAUGCAGCCCCCUGGUGGCCAUCAUCCUUCAGGACUCACAGGUGCCCUUGUGGGAAAAGCAGACCCGAAGCCGGGAGUCAACUAAGUGCCCACACUGGAAGACUUGUCUGACCAAGCUGCUGCCCUGCUUGCUGGAGCAUGGUGUGAAGAGUGAGGCAGAGUCCCCGAAGGCUGCCAAAACUGGGCCUCUCCAGAGUCCUGAGAAGGCAGCCUGGCGUCCUGUGGAGGUCAGCAGGACAGUCCUCUGGCCAGAGAAUGUCGAUAUCAGUGUGAUACGCUGUAUGGGGCUGUUUGAGGCCCCGGUAGAGACUGAGGAGGAAGAAGAGAAGACGGUCAAGGGGGACUUGAGCGUGUUCCCUGAGAACAGUACAGGUGCCUUCCAGGAGGGGCAGGCAGACAUCAUGGCCCGGCUCACUGAGAACCUGUUUUCAGACUUGCUGGAGGCUGAGGAUGGGGUCAUUGGCCAGUCCAGCCUGGAGGAGUCGCGCUCCCCUCUGCCUUCAGAAAGUGAGCAAGCUUCUGUGGCCUGCGACUGCUUCCCCAUGGGGUCCAAGGAGGCCACUUGCCAGGCCACAGGGCAGUCUUCACCCCUGGGCCCUCCUUCGGGCAGCCUAACCCACAGUGCAACUCACCCGGCCUGCACACAGGUGGCGCUUGUCGUCACAGACAAUCCUGCCUACCGUAGUUUUAGUGACUUCUGUAGCCAGUCCCCACAUCCUGGGGAGCUGACCUCAGAACAGCAGCAGGCUGGCCACCUGGAAGAAGGAGACCCGCCAUGCCCAGCUGGCCCCCAUUCUUCAAGCCCACCUAUGCACCAAGGGGACAGCUGGGAACAGAUCCUUCACCUGAGUGUCCUGCAGCACGGGGCAGCUAGCCCUAGCCCAGCCCCUACUAGUGGCUACCGGGAGUUUGUGCAGGCAGUGAAGCAGGGUGCCUCCCAGGACUCCCGGGCACCUUGCUUCGGGCCCAAUGGCGAUGCCGGUUACAAGGCUUUCUCUAGCCUGCUCGGCAGCAGUGAGGUCUGUGCAGACACAGCAGGACCAGGGACUGACAGUGGGCACGGAGGCUACAAGCCAUUCCAGAACCCUGUUCCUCACCAGUCUCCUAAUUCCAUGCCCUUAUUCACCUUCGGACUGGACAUGGAGUUGCCAUCUAACCCUCUGAACUCAGUCCCACCCAGCAGCACCCCGGAAGGCCUUGGUCUGGAGCUGGGACUCAAAGGAGGUGACAGGCUGAAGGCCCCUCCUGCAGAUCAAGUGCCCGAGCCCUGUGGGGAUGACUUGGGCCUUGGCAUUGUGUACUCAUCCCUCACCUGCCACCUCUGUGGCCACCUCAAGCAGCACCACAGCCAGGAGGAAGGUGGCCAGACCCACGUGGUUGCUAGCCCCUGCUGUGGCUGCUGUUGUGGGGACAGGUCACCAUCCCCAGGGAGCCUCUCGGGGGCCUUAGAAUCCUGUCCUGGGGAGAUGCCACCAGACUCCAGCCUCACCUCAGCACCCAGGACACCUUCAAACUUGUCAGUGGAGGGCAAGACCCCUGGUCAUGCUCCUUUUUCCAGCCAGACCACCAAGGUGUCUACAGGCACCCUGGGCAUGGCAGUUUCUUAGGUGAGUGAGGGUGGUGGUGUUGCUGAGGUCUGCACUGAGGCCAGGGUUCAUCCAAGCCAGGGAUGUGCCUUCUGGGAGACAUUCCUGGCAGGCUUCCCGGGAAUCCAGAGAAUGGUGAACUGAAGAUGUAAACUUGGCCUGACCCUGGGGCUUGGAACCUGGCUGCCUCCCCACCACUGGCCGGGGCUGUCCUCUCACGAGGGACUUGAGGGCUCAGUAUGCUGUGUCUCACAGCAGUGCUAAGGGUCCUAAGCCCUCUGCUCUCCCAGCUGUUGCUGCCCUACCUGCUCAGGCCCAUUCUUUCCCCCACCAAAUAGAUCUGUUGCCCAAGGCUCACAGCAGUUCCGGCAUAGCUCAAGCUGGAAGCUGAGCCUAGACACAGCUGCCUGGCAGUGACUUGGGAGGCCCUAAAAAUGGGUGGAAAUUGUUGGUUCAGGCCAGUAAUUGGCCCCAUGGUGGCCGUUCAUUGAACAGCUGCUAUAGGUUGAGGCUGGAGGCAGAAUCUGCUGCUGCAGCUAAUUCAAAGCAACAAGGUUACAAGACAUUUCUCAAGUAGCCAAGGUCACUGCCCACACUUGACCUGCAGCCAGGGCUCCUGGGAUGUGGAAGCGGAGAUCUCCCAAAACAGAUGCAACUGCCCAGUGGUGGGUCCCAGUGGACACCACUGCUAUCAGUCAAGGCGAGACCACAAGGGGGUGAGGCUGUUUGUGGUUGGUGGCCGUGGGGUAGGGAUCGCAUACAACAGGCCUCAGUCUGACUGCGUCCUGGAAACAUGGGGCCAGGCUGAGCAGCGUCUGUCUGUCUCCACCUUUGAGACUGCUCAUGCGUUUGUGAGGAGGGCAGGCCAGGCCACAUGGAGCUUUACAUCAAUAAAGACUCUGUCUUGUCA
Messenger RNA from Onychomys torridus (southern grasshopper mouse), 3391 nucleotides. It is a transcript of the gene Il4r, whose product is annotated as interleukin 4 receptor. Lineage: Eukaryota; Metazoa; Chordata; Mammalia; Rodentia; Cricetidae. The coding region runs from base 88 to 2502 and encodes 804 amino acids. Gene Ontology annotation, molecular function: cytokine receptor activity; protein binding. Gene Ontology annotation, biological process: cytokine-mediated signaling pathway; production of molecular mediator involved in inflammatory response. The record is from RefSeq and is a predicted model, not a curated record. Gene Ontology annotation, cellular component: membrane; external side of plasma membrane. The transcript is spliced from 10 exons.